GGUCGACUACAGGAUGCAGAGCGGUACCUGCAGAGGGCCAAAGAGGAGGCGAAGGCGGGCUUUGGACCGUCUGAUCCCCACGUUGCAUCCAGCUGCCAUAACCUGGCAGAGCUGUACCGAGUAAUGGGGGAGUGGGAGGCUUCAGAGCGUCUGUUCCAAGAGGCUGCAGAGCGGUUGAGAGCGGUGGAAAUGCCUUUGGCGCUUGCAGCCACCCUGCAUAACUUGGGAGGGCUGUACCUGCAACAGGCUCAGCUGGGGCAGGCUCAACUGGAGAAGGCUCGUGUGUGCUACGAGGAGGCUCUCAAGCUCAAGGCGAAGGAACUGGGCGAGUCCCAUCCAGAUUACGCCAACAAUAUGUUCCACCUCGCCGAGGUGUUUCAUCGGUUGGGGCGACGGGAGGAAGCACAGGCACUGCUGCAAGGCUCUGUGAAAAUUCUCGAGGGCAGUGCGGGUAGUCGAGGAACAACAGCAAUGGCUCGGCGUAUGAUGCUGCUGGCACAGAUGCUUGUGCAGUCAGCAUCAGCACCCGCAGUCACCCUCCCCGCCACUGCGGUUAUCAAUGGAGAGCGGCAGGGGCAGCAGGGGCAACAGCAGCAAGGGGACAGCGGCAGCAGUAGUGGUGGAGACGCGGAGUUGCUGAGGGAGGCUGAGAGGCUGCAAAGACGAGCCAUCCAUGCAGUGGAGAUGGGUGAGGGCACAGAGGCACCAGCACUGGCAGGCAUGCUCGCAUCUCUGGCCUCUACUCUUGAGAAGCAAGGCCGGUUGGAGGAGGCACGGGAAGCUCUGCUCAGGUCUCUCCAUUUGAGGAGGAAUGCACUUGGCUCGGACCAUUUCCUUGUAGCCAGCACGCUCACGCCUCUCGCUACAGUCGCACUCAAGAUGCUGAGCCGCCCACAGCAGCAACUGCCCACAGAUGCGUCCAAGGGAGAGCGAGUUGCAGAGGAUGGCGAGAAGAAGGAGCAACUUGAGGAAGCACUCCGUGACCUGCACUGUGCUGUCAGAGUCGCUCGCAAGGCGUGGCAGCAAGCAGCAGAGGAGCUGACAGCUGCAGCAGCAGCAGGCGAUUCGGGAGGCAGGAGGGGAGAUUGGGUGCAGAGGUGCAAGAGCAGGAAUACCCCACCCCCACCUGCAUGCCUCACGCUCCUUGUACAAUCUCUGGCAACAUCAGUACAGGCCUCCCUCACUGCCCUGCUAUCCACAUCCUUCCACACUGAGCCAGCACAAGCCCUUGUGAGUUCCAACCACAGCGUGCGGCUUGCCUGCUUGUCUGCCGUUCAGCGCCUCUCUGCAUUCCUCCGGGGCCAGCUCAUAGACACCAGUGCUUGGGUGGAGGCUCAUGGCGCUGAAGAGAAGGCAUGUGUGCAGAGUGGUGGAGAGAGGUUGAGAGAGAACAGGAAGGGGUCGACAGAGAUACCAGAGGGUGGCAGCGGAAGGAGUAGAGGUGGUGAAGGUGUUGAAAGGAGGGAAAGUAGAGAACGGGGUGAAGAAGGUAAUGUGGAGCUGAAGAGAUUGGCCGAGCAGGUGGACUUGCUUAUCGCAUCAUUGGCUAGAUGA
This is a messenger RNA of Closterium sp. Naga37s-1, 1554 nucleotides long. NCBI's taxonomy places the organism in Eukaryota, Viridiplantae, Streptophyta, Zygnematophyceae, Desmidiales, Closteriaceae. The record is from the annotation of a GenBank genome assembly.